AUGAAUUGUCUUUCUAUUAACUUGAGAGGUGUUCGGAGCAAUCAGAAGUCUGAUUGGAUCCGUGGGCUGAAGACGAGUCAUGGGAUUCAUUUUCUUGCUAUCCAGGAAACAAAGUUGCAGGAUUCAGAGUCGUUUAUGUUCAGUAAGUUUUGGGGCAGAGCUGAAUUUAAAGUAGCAGUUGUUGACUCUCAUGGCAGAUCUGGUGGAUUAGCAAGCAUUUGGUGUCCAACAAUUUACAGGUGCGAUAAUAUUAUUCAGAAUAGGUAUUUUAUUAUUGUAUCGGGCAUCAUUGUUCCAUCUGGGUGCAAGGUUAAUUAUGUAAAUGUUUAUGAUCCGAAUGAUGCGAAUGGACGGCGGGCGCUCUGGCUGGAGUUAUUGGGUUUUAGAAAUUCGAUUCAAGGGCUAUGGGUCAUGAUGGGGGAUUUUAAUGAAGUGCGGGAAUCUGGCGAGAGAAUGAAUUCAGAAUUUGUGGAGGCUAAUGCCGAAGCAUUUAACAACUUUAUUCUUUCGGCUGGAUUAGCGGAAUACAAUAUGGGCGGGGGCAGCUUUACAUACAUUUCAGAUAAUGGUACAAAAAAUUGA
Molecule: messenger RNA, 582 nt
Organism: Helianthus annuus (common sunflower)
Lineage: Eukaryota; Viridiplantae; Streptophyta; Magnoliopsida; Asterales; Asteraceae
Exons: 1
Coding region: 1-582 (193 amino acids)
Molecular function (GO): catalytic activity
Source: RefSeq, a predicted model, not a curated record